AUGAACAGUGUGAAAUAUAGUCUGGCCACCCUCAAUAGGCUGCUUGAAGUCUGCGGUGCUGAUCAGGCUAUUGGACACAAUAUUGCAUGCUCAUCUCGCAAAACCAUCGCCACAAGCUCUAUCGGAGCCAAGGCAACUGAGCUAAAUCUACAGGUUGUUGUAAAUGCCUUCCAUGGCUUUUCUCAUGACCGCCGCUGUCAGCUUCGCAAUCACCCUUUAUACCUGAGUGGCCUGGGCCUUGAAGACCUUGAAACUUGUGAAUGCAUCUUCGCUAGCUCAAAUAGUACUGCAGUCCUGAUUAGACAUGUGUCAUACUUCCAUUGGAUGCAGUUCCUUGACCUCCACUUUGAUCAGUGGGACAUGGACAGGUACACUGACCUCAGUACAUUUUUGUACAAUAAUUAUGUUCAAGCCCUCCGAAUCAUUGAGACAGACACGCCCGUGCUUGAGGAGUUCAAACGGCUCCAUAGUCUUAUGGAUGCGGACUUUAUAAACUGGCAGAACGAGGAGUAUGAUUAUCUUUGUGAGGUUGCUAUGGAACCUACUUCAGAUGCAAUCGCAGUGGCCCAUGUUGAACAGCUUGAGAAGCUUUACUAUGUGGAAGCAAUGUAUGGCCAUCUCACUACUGUUCCCUUUCUGAUGUAUACUCCCGCAAAUUUUACUCGCACCUCCAGCCUCAAUGUCACUUCUCGCAACAGUUCUAAGGUGUUUGAAUCUGAACACACAUCCGCAAUAUGCAAAUAUGAGCUGCAAUUGAACGUUGUUGAAGACUUCGAGCUCUGUCAUGGUAUUACAGAGCAGUGGCUACCGCACGACUCAAAAUAUGUGCAAGCAGCCCAAUAUUCUCAGGAACGUCAAUUCAUUCGCUCGGUUGAGGAGUUAGAGGGUUUAGUUGUUCGGUAUCUUUUUGAGCUAUUGAAGGCCAAUCUUGCUGGCACUGGCAGGUUACAAGAUGCGAAAUACAACAAACUCGCACCCUUACAGAAUCCACCGCAUCCUGUGCUCAACUACUCUGAAAUAGUCGGAUAUGCAUCUCUUGGCGAGUUCUCACUUCUGAAGCACUCACGGCACAAUAUACUCACAAAACCGUGGACUGUAUCUACUAAUCGUGAGAUGGCCACAAAAUAUUUCAAGUUGGUGCGAUCACAUGAAGAGAUUGUACAGCUCAAUGUUGAGAUCAAGCGCCUACAGAGUUGGGUCGAGGACGAGGACAGGACUAUCUUGGAAGCCAUUGAUUCACUCCUUGCUAACGACCCAGAAUCUUUACUUGUAGCAGAGCUGCAGAUAUAUUAUGCCAAGCACCACUGCAUCAACAACAUUCAUCGCAAGCGGCUCCAACACAUUUACACACUCGACCAAUACACAGGUGAACGCCCCACUACAAACCAGACAGUCACAGGCACCUGA
Molecule: messenger RNA, 1407 nt
Organism: Suillus subalutaceus
Lineage: Eukaryota; Fungi; Basidiomycota; Agaricomycetes; Boletales; Suillaceae
Exons: 5
Coding region: 1-1407 (468 amino acids)
Source: RefSeq, a predicted model, not a curated record